Molecule: messenger RNA, 840 nt
Organism: Pelagomonas calceolata
Lineage: Eukaryota; Pelagophyceae; Pelagomonadales; Pelagomonadaceae
Source: the annotation of a GenBank genome assembly
AUGGAGAGCAGUGCUGCCGAGCCCAGCGCUGCGAGCGAGCUGUCGUCGAACGUCGUCUUUGAUAGCGAGGCCAUGAGACAGCAUGGAGACGGCAGUGCCGUAGUAUCAAAUUCUAUUGACACCGUGGACGGUGAGCCCAUUGACUGGUCGAAGCACACGUACGGUGGGCGGGGCACGCUCCACGACGGCGAGCGCGUCCUCUACGACCCGAGGGGUCGCGCCGAAGCCUGCACGUUUGCAACGAUGCAGCGGCGCGCGGAGGAACAACGCCUGUGGGCGCCCGGCGGCGACGCGGCCCGAGGCCUCUUGGAACAACUGCGCGUCGAGCCCCAGGCCGCGGCCCUCGCCACCGUCCUGCCUCUUGGAAAUAGCGACCGCCGGACGAGGAAUCGGGUGGUCACCGCCUACCUGGACACGUCGUAUACCCUCGUCUGUUUUUCUGCGAAUCCGUCCCAGGAGAGGAACGACCUGAGCAUCAUCUGUCUCGCCAGAGGCGCUACCGUAGAUCUGAAACACACUCACAUGGCGUGCCUCUCCCCGGGCGAGUAUGCCUUCGCCCUCCACGACGACGUGCAAAAGGCCAUGAUGAUUCGCUGGCCGGAACUCAGGAGCCACCCCGACCCCCAGUUGCGUGCAUACGCGGCCGCGAGCCGCAAACAACGCACGUGCGCCGCCUGCGGCCAGGUCUGGCACCAGACGAUGCGGCGGUGCGCCGCGUGCAACGAGGUGGCCUACUGCUCCCCGGUCUGCCAGCGCCACCACUGGUCCCGCCACAAGGCGGCCUGCAAGCGGGCGCGCGAGCGCGAGCGACUGAAAUACGACCCGACGGUCAUAGGAUAA